Brassica rapa (field mustard) is the source of this 922-nucleotide messenger RNA. Its product is annotated as ras-related protein RABC1. The record is from RefSeq and is a predicted model, not a curated record. Lineage: Eukaryota; Viridiplantae; Streptophyta; Magnoliopsida; Brassicales; Brassicaceae. Gene Ontology annotation, molecular function: GTPase activity; GTP binding.
GAAGCAAAAAAGGCAUCUCUCUCCCUGUUUCUGAGAUUUUCUUCGGCUUUUUCGUCUGCCUCUGUGUCAUUCUUAUCUCAGAUCCCGAAGAAAGUUUCCUCAUCGAUUCAAAGUUUGUGUGUUUGAUUGUUUUUCGAUGGGUUCUUCGUCGGGGCAACCAGAAUUUGAUUACUUGUUCAAAGUCUUAUUGAUCGGAGAUUCUGGUGUUGGGAAAAGCUCUCUCUUGUUGAGUUUCACAUCUAAUACCUUUGAUGACCUUUCUCCCACUAUCGGUGUGGAUUUUAAGGUUAAGUAUCUUACCAUUGGAGAGAAGAAACUGAAGCUUGCCAUUUGGGAUACAGCUGGGCAAGAGAGGUUUAGGACGCUAACAAGUUCAUAUUACAGAGGAGCUCAGGGCAUAAUAAUGGUGUAUGAUGUGACACGACGAGACACAUUCACAAAUCUAUCAGAUAUAUGGGCUAAGGAAAUCGACCUGUACUCGACCAAUCAGGAUUGCAUCAAGAUGCUUGUUGGGAAUAAAGUCGACAAGGAGAGUGAAAGAGCCGUCUCUAAAAAAGAAGGCAUAGACUUUGCUCGGGAGUACGGAUGUUUGUUUCUGGAGUGUAGUGCAAAGACUCGAGUCAACGUUGAGCAAUGUUUCGAAGAGCUUGUUCUUAAGAUCUUGGAAACGCCUAGUCUUACUGCUGAAGGUUCGUCUGGAGGGAAGAAGAACAUCUUCAAACAAAACCCAGCACAAACAAGCAGUGCUUCUUCAUCUAGCUACUGCUGCUCUUCUUAGACACGGCUUUUUGGUUUAUGACAUAAAGUACACUCUUGCUCGUCUUCUUGUUCUCGGUUUCUGUUUCCCAAAGAUUAUAUGCAACAUCCUGGAUGUAAAAAUCUUAACCCUAAUUUCAAAGUUGUGAUCCCUGGUUUUCUAGUC